AUGGCUCACCAGACCUUGCAGCUGCCACGUAGCGCUUUCGCCCCCCUGCUUCCACCUUAUCUUGCCUGCCCCCGGCCGCGCCCUCGGAAUAGACUCACGGAUGCUGAACGUGAACAGCGCCGCCGCAAGUUAGGGCUACCCUGUGCGCUCGACCAGUGGCUCCACAAGUCGCUUCCCGUAGCUUCCAAUCCAUCUAGCGAAGAAUCUGAAGGCAUAAUAAGCACAGGGUUAUGGUUUCAGGAUCACGUUGAAUGCACAGGGCUCGUUGAGGAACCGUUUCAAGACCCUCCUACCUACACCCUCUACAUGAACAUUCGCCUUCCUCCAUCUUCAGGCUUUCUUAUCUACUACUGGACAAGCCCCCACGUUAUCCUCGAUACCUACAUAGGCGAGAAUACUGACCUCGAGGCCCCUGACUGGGUCAAUUUAAUCAGCUCCCCCCGCGCAUUCUGGCAGCCACGUUCACACAUGAUCGAGGUUGUUGCGGAGCUUUCGACCACACCAAAUAAUGAAAAACUGUCAGCGAAGAUUCUAGCUUGGUCAACAGCAGUGUCGCGAUCUUCGCGCUUGCAGGAUCGCCGUGGACACCUGCAGCGCGACAAACUCGCAAUGGCAGCAAGAAAUCAAUUGGAAGAUGAACCAACCUCCCUAUCUAACAUUACACAGACAAUGAAUGAAGGUCCUUCUACACCACCCCAACCAGCCAGGUCUUUGCCUGCCACUCCUACUCGACCAUUUUCCGUAGGACAACCCCCGGGAACCCCCAUCAGUGCCCGUCGCACAGCUUCUCUCUGUGCUCAGGAAGAACGUGCACGAAAUUUACAGAUUGACAUGCUUUCGGAGCUGAACGAAGUCCCGGAAGUGCUGAUGGACGAUGACUGGGAGGAGCCGCUGCUUGAUGACGAUGACGCAGCACAAGAGUCAACAGCCUCCAUCACUCCUUUCUCGCGAGUCUCGGCGACAUCCAAUCUGUCUCCAGUCUCCAGCACACCAAACCCCAUUAAUUAUACAUCCGAGGGGCCCAGCAACUUAGCCGUCCCAAUUGCAGAUGGUGUUCCAGAACACAAGCAUGCGGAGAAUGACCCGGAUCCAUUCUUCAAACUGGGGGCCACUGAUAAUCCCCUUCCUGCCGCCCCUACCACUGUUCACCUGCAUCACGGCAUUUACCUUCUGUACGUGCUGGUGGCUUGGCUCCAUCUCCAGUUCCAUCUUCCCGUUCGAGCAUGCUCCGCUCUCAUCAGUGUGGUUGCGCUGAUCAUCCAGGCUUUUGGCCAGACGAUAAACCCGCCACCCAUCACAACUCUUCAUCGAGUCAUGAACCGGCUAGAUGUGGAACCUACCUUUGACAUUUUACCCACCUGCCCCAACUGUCUCGAAGUAUACCCUGACAUGGAGGACACCCCAACCAUCUGUGCCAAUUGCAGUUCAUUUAUUUUCAAGGCUGCUAAUCCUCGCUUGGCUAUGAAUUCUCAGGCGCCAGUUUCAACCACACGUACACCUCUUCUGCGCUUUCCAUACAAGAGUAUACAAUCCCAGCUAGCUAGUAUCCUUUCACUUCCAGGAAUUGAAGAGGAGCUCGAUGGCUGGCGCAAACGUCAACGCACGCCGGGAAAGUAUUUCGAUGUGUUUGAUGGUGAUAUCCCCAAGAACAUCAAGGCUCAUGACGGCACUCGUUUCUUUCGCAACGACCAUGGGGAUUUAAAUGGUCCCGAAGGAGAGCUUCGAAUUGCACUCACGCUUGGUGUGGACUGGUUUUCUUAUCUUCGAAGUCAAAUUGCGCCUUCGCAUACGUCAGGUCCCAUUUCUUUCAACAUUGCUAAUCUCCGUGAUCAUUUGCGGUAUCGCACGGCAAACUUGCUCCUCGGUGGCAUAAUGCCUGGACCAAAGGAAGGUAACCCUGAUCAAUGCCAACGGUUUCUGCGUAUCAUCGUCAAUGAGCUCCUCUGCUUGUGGCGUCAUGGUGUCCGUCUACCAACACCAUCUUGUCCCGAGGGACGUUUGAUACGCGUUAUACUUAUCUGGAUUUGUUGUGAUAAGCCUGCAGCUCAUAAAAUGGGUGGAUUUGGUUCACACUCACAUACAAUGUUUUGCACUCGAUGCUGGAUCAAACAGGCUGACAAGGCUUCCUCUGCAUCAUUUCAAAAGAAUGGGUUUCGAACGCGCACUGAUGCCGAGCACCGCAAGGCUGGUGAAAAGUAUGCCCACCUCAAAUCUGCAAGUGCUCGUGAAGAUUUCGUUAAGCAAUAUGCUGCACGAUGGUCCGAGUUCGCACGCCUGCCUUAUUUUGAUCUUGUGCGUAUGAUUGUUAUUGAUCCUAUGCAUAACCUCCUACUUGGUCUCGUCAAAACCCACUUCUACCAUAUCUGGGUCCAAGGCAAAAUUUUACGCAAAACUAAAGAACUUCGGGCUCUACAUAACAUUCUAAGUAAUUUCAGCAUGCCGGCUUACCUUGGACGGCUACAAUCGCUUGUCGGAAUCCCCACUGGUGGAUCACUGACUGCUGACCAGUGGCUUUUGAUGGCUGUAGUAGUUGGGCCUAUUGCGAUUCCUCAAAUAUGGCAUGACUACAUGCCUGACCCAGUAGCUGCGAGAAGGCAACGUGACACAGCAAAUAAAGCACACAUCGACAAGAAGGUACGCGCUGCCGAGACAAGGAAACAGAAAGCUGCAGCAAAGAAGUCUAUGACUGAACAGAGGCAAGCACAGGACAACACACGAAAUUCACAACCAGAGCAAACAUUGUCUACAACCCUAGAUAAUACAAGUACUACAAAUCAUGCGGCCAUGAAGCGUUCACGCCGACCUCCUGAUGAAGAUGUUGACUCUCAGGAUGAAGACGAAGACCUUCCAUCAUGUCUUCACCCUGACGAUCCUGCUAACUUUCUCAAGCUAGGUCAAGCCCUUCGCCUCUUCCUGGCACGAGAAAUAAGUGAUGCCCAGAUUGACGUGGCUGAUGGGCUAUUGCGAGAGUACUGCCAGGAGCUUGUCGUGCUCUACGGACCAGAUGUAAUCAAGCCUAAUCAUCAUUAUGCAACCCACACCUCUGAAUGUCUUCGCGACUUUGGCCCAAUGCAUGGAUUUUGGACGUUUUUAUUCGAACGUCUAAACAAAGUCCUAAAAAGCUACAAGACCAACAAUCAUGGUGGCGGGGAACUUGAAACAACAUUCUUUCGAGAGUUUCAUCGUACUGUGGCCACGUCACAUAUGGUUGCUCAAGCUGCACGUAGCGAUCAACCAGAAUACUUUCAAGCAGCAGUUCAGCACAUGUUUGAUGCAACAGCGGAUGAUCGAGGUACCGUCCAGGCCCUUGCUCGUGAUCUUGAGGAACAUCACAAGGAUGAUGGCGUAAUUUUCUCGCUAAGUCCUCGCUUCGAGAGGAGAGAGAUGGACAGCGGUCUUUAUGCCGCCGUUUUAAGACAUGUUUCCAUUCUUUUUCCGCAUCUCAAGCUACGGUCGUUGAUCGUGACCAACCCUACCUCCGACUCAAUACCCUUGAUGAAAGAAGCAUUCUUCUUUGACUAUGCUGUUGUGAAUCAAUGUCGCUACUUGGCCUCCAAGCGUGCGAGGAACUCGAUGAACUCCUUGGUCAAAGUUUUCAUUUCAGAAGCAGGGGAAACCUGGGACAUUUUCGUUGGUUUCGUCCACUUCGAAUGGAUUUGA
This is a messenger RNA of Laccaria bicolor S238N-H82, 3660 nucleotides long. RefSeq lists its product as uncharacterized. Bases 1 to 3660 code for a protein of 1219 amino acids. NCBI's taxonomy places the organism in Eukaryota, Fungi, Basidiomycota, Agaricomycetes, Agaricales, Hydnangiaceae. The transcript has 14 exons. The record is from RefSeq and is a predicted model, not a curated record.